Messenger RNA from Lytechinus variegatus (green sea urchin), 6419 nucleotides. RefSeq names its product vacuolar protein 8-like. The record is from RefSeq and is a predicted model, not a curated record. Gene Ontology annotation, biological process: nucleus-vacuole junction assembly. Gene Ontology annotation, molecular function: protein-membrane adaptor activity; protein binding. Bases 180 to 1835 code for a protein of 551 amino acids. The transcript is spliced from 14 exons. Lineage: Eukaryota; Metazoa; Echinodermata; Echinoidea; Temnopleuroida; Toxopneustidae.
UCAGGAUACAGUUCAACCUGACUUUAAAGCAGAAAGACCUUUUCUUCCCAGCUCGGUACCGUCUGCCAGCUGGGGAUCAGGGAAAGAUAGCUUCCUCAACAUCAUUUCCUACUCUCUCUUUCUCUCUCUCUCUCUUUCUUUGACUCAUCGGGGCUGAGAAGCAUCCCUCUGUAAACGAGAUGGAUUCUUGCUUGGAUUACCUCUUCUCCCUCUGUUGCUGCUGUGGAUGUUACAGUAGAUACCGUCACUAUGACGAUGACCUCUAUGAACCCUUGCUGCUGGAUACUGAGAGGGAGGCAGUCAAAGAUCUGUUACAUUAUCUCAAUAGAGAAUAUGAAGAGAAGCCAACUAUUUCUGAGGAGCGUUUGGAAGCGCUGUGUACAUUGACUUAUUCAGAGAAUGCAGAUUUACAGAGGUCAGCUGCAUUAUGCCUAGCAGAAAUCAGCGAGAGAUUAAUGCAGCCGAUAUCAUCCAAGGUAAUGGAGCCUAUUCUUGUGUUGAUGGAAUCCCAUGAUGUUGAGACUCAGAAAGCAGCAUCUCUUGCACUCAGUAACUUCGCGCUUUGUGGGCACGAGAGCAACAAGAGUGUGAUUGUGAAGUGUGGUGCUCUGCCCGUGCUGAUCAAGCUACUGUCUUCAAACAAUGUAGAGAUCCAGUGCAAUGCUUGUGGUUGCAUCACUACGCUUGCUACCUCAAAUACCAACAAAAUGGCCAUAGUUUCAUGUAAUGGAGUUCCUCCUCUGAUUGCUUUGACUACAUCACCUGAUAUCAGAGUUCAGCGCAAUGCUGCUGGAGCAUUACUUAAUCUCACUCACAUAGAUUCUAACAGGACGGUGUUAGUAAACCUGGGUGCAGUCACAACUUUCCUGACAUUGCUGCAGUCACAAGACACUGACAUCCAAUACUACUGUGCAGCGGCACUAAGUAACCUUGCUGUGGAUGAGAAGCACCGUGUUUCGGUGGUGAAGGAAGGUAAUCAUCAAGUCAUCAAGAUGCUCAUCAGUCUCUUAGACUCCCCGGCUGAUAAGGUGAAAUGUCAAGCUUGCUUUGCUCUCAGAAACCUAGCCUCCGAUGAUGAGAAUCAGGUUGCCAUAGUAACAUUGGGAGGACUUCCUCAUCUUCAUGCCAUUAUGAAGGAUAGUUCAAAAGAGACAUUGUCAGCCGCCAUCGCUGCGCUGCGUAAUCUCUCAAUCCAUAGACUGAAUGAGAUCCCAAUAGUUGAAGAGGGAUUCUUAGAAGAGAUCACAAGCGUUCUAAGACAGCCCAUGAUGUGGGAUGCACAAUGCCAUGCUGCAGGAACAUUACGUAAUCUAGCUGCUGGGAGUAAGACUAAGAUGAUCCUGAGUUCUGGUGCCCUUGAUGGAUUGAUAUCAGUGUUCUUAGAGUCCACCUCACCUGUUGCCGUCCAGACGGAAGUGACCGCUGCUUUGGCCAUCAUAGCUGGCAAUGAUGAAGCCAAGCAGAUAUUACUCCAUGUUGGUGAGGGGCGUGUUUUCAGCCGAUUGGUAUCUCUAGCAGCAUGCUCACCAAGCAGGGAGGUCCAGUAUAACAGUGCAGGCACCAUUGGACAACUUGCUUUAUUCAGUCUGCAGUCUGAACUGAUUACUCUCAAUAUUUCCAACACUCAUAAAUACCUAACCCGUUUCCUCAGGAGUUCAGAUUCAAACUUUAUCCACAUUGCUCUGUGGACCAUCGUUCAUCUCCUCAAAGCGGAAGCCUUCAGGACAGCAUUUGGUGAAUCAUCAUUACCCAGACUGGUAGACACCAUUCUGACCUCAUCUCAUCCUGAACAACUCAAACAGCUUGCACAGACUGUCCUGGACAACAUGGGCUAACAGUCUCUCUCUGAGCAUGAUGCCCAACCCCAUCUUCAGCAUGAUGGGUUGCCAUGAGGAGCAAUAUGAACUCAUCUUUGAGUGCGAGGUACCGGUCUUUUUUGUGAAGAGCGUGUUUGUGCCUGGUGCAUGAACAGGUCUUAAUUAACUCUGUCGAGGGGCAGUUUUCAAUGGGAAAUAUGAUACUUAAAGGGUGUUUACCUAUCAGAGGUUCUCACAAAAGUGGGUGUUAACAAUUCUAAUCUACUUUCCUGAAAGCUUGAGAUAAACUGACUUAACGUGAAGUUUCUCUAUGAAGAGUAGGGUUGAUGAUAAUAUAUAAGUCCGUAAAUGAUGUGCAAUUCACUGUAUGGAAAUGUGAGAGGAGGAUGUUGUAGGGAUAAGCAAGCCUUGAUUAACUAGCACCUGGAUGGCAAUAUUUAUGAAUCUUACAGCUCAUUGAGCUGCUUUAUGAAGUUAGUUUUUCUUACCUGCAUUCAACAAGUAAUGCUGGAAAACCAAGGCUCAACAGCUGAUAUUCAUAGAGGGAAAUGCUGCAAAUUUUUACUUGCCGGAGAUGGAACUUGUAUUGGACAAAAACAGAGCUAGAAAAUCAAGGCCCAGCAGUUGAUAUCCAAAGAGCCAGAAUGAUAAAACAAUAAUCACUUACCAGUGAUGUAAUCAUUGCUGCACAAUGAAUAUUCAUAAUGAAACAGUGGUGUUAAUGGAUUAAUUUAUUCUUCAAAAUUUUGAAGCACUAAUUGUGUUUAGCAUACCAUCAUCAUUCCAAUAAUGAGUUUGUAAUCAUGUUGAUAUAUGACUUGCAUUAUUUUGGAUGAUCGUUACCUUUUAAUUUAUUGAAAAUUUUUGGAUGUGGAUGCAUAUCGUCAAAAUUAGAGUUGUGGUUUUCAAGCUGUCUCUGGACCAACUAAAAUCAUAAGUUAUGUAGAGAUCUUCUUGAAAGGUCCAAAUAGUGAUCUACCAUAUUGUGAAAUAUGUCUAGCUCACUUUUGACUUAUUUUGUUAUAAGUGCUAUUUUUGUUAUUUUUCUUUUCAUUUUGGAGUGCUCACAGAUUGAAUUUUUGCAAGCUUGUGAAAUAAGUAGUGAGAAGUCUUGGUCUGUGACGCUCCAUAUAAGGAAAAAAAGUUUUUAGUUUUGCUGUGUUUCAUUGUUUGUGUUUGAUCUAUGUUCAUAGUAUGAAUUAAUUAUAUGAUUUCUAGGUGAAUUACUUUAUAUUUGUGUUAGAGUGUCUUUUAUGUUUGAAUGCACCAUUGUUGAGGAUAAAUGGUGUGGAAAUUCUAUGUUUUGUUCUUUUUUUAUAAUUUGCAUUUGUUUCCUUUAAUUUCCCAAAGAAUCCUGUAUGUCACUAAGAUAAUGCACUUGGUUGUAAUCAACUAUUUCCUUGAAAUAUUGCUAGAAUUCACAAAAUUCUUUUACAUUCCAUAUGCACACUGCAUUUCUAAAUGAGACCAAGUGGACCAAGAUAUGAUGUAUCCCCCCUCCAAAAAAAAAGACAUCAACAACAUCGUCGUUGAUGUCAAGUAAGUAGAGUAAAGUAGAGUAAAAAUAUUAAACACAUAAAUAAUCAUAUUUCAUGACCAGUCAGGGUAAAUAGAUCUGUUUAUAGAUUUACUAGGGAUGUUGUUGAGGACAGCCUUGAGGCCACAUUUUUCCAGCCUUGGUCCAAGUCACAUAUACAAAGUCUGUUAGAGACUCUGGACUCGGAACUACCAGCAUUGACUGCAUCCCUGCUAUUUACAAUGCAUGACUUGAAUGCAUACCUUUUCUUGAAAGGAGAGAAUAUUUUCCAAACUACAAAAAUCAAAAUAACCCAAGACAUACGUGGUAUUUCAGAAGAUCACAUAUUCAAUUGGGACCAAGAAACUUGUGUUAAAAGUUUGAUUCACUUUCAGAUCAGACCAUGAAUAUUUUCCCACUUACAAUCACAAAUAAAAUGUACAUAUAAGAUUGUCUCAUGCCAAAAAAAAGACAAAUUUUCCAAUAUUUACCUUUCAAAUUAUUGUAAAAUUGUGAUAAAAAAUGUUUUGUUUCUUCAGGAAUACACUGUAAAAGCUUAUACAUUUACAAAUGUUCAGUCUAUGUAUUAAUGCAGCAAUAUGUUUUUAUUCAGAAAAUUGCUAAAUACAGUGAAGAGUGUUACAUACACAGAAAGAACUUGAUGUGUCAUAAACUGGAUAUUUUCCAUUUGUGUGAUGUAAUGAUAUUAUGUCUUUAUAAAUACAGUAUACAGAUAUUGUACAGCUAUGAUUUAGUGCUUCGUCAUCACAUCACAAAACCCUAUUCUCCAUUGAGUCCAUUCAUUCCUAAAUAAUGCAUUUUCACUUUGAAUUCAUGAUGCAUAUAGAUCACAAAAUAUCACAAUUUAUAUUUGGUUUUGACUUGUUUGUAUAUAAUAGCAGCCAUUUUUUAGUGAUCAUCAAUCUUCAAUGUACAGUGUUCAUUUUUGAUGUACAGUGUGCAGGCAAGGUAUACAGUUGAAAUCUGUAUAUUUAUGCAAGAUAUUAGGUAAUGAACUGAUGUCACAAGGUAUAUGCUACACAUAUUUUAUAAUGUAUAAACCGGGGCAAUAUAUAUAUAUGUUGAUACGGCCAAGUAGAUACUGUGGAUGAGAGAGUUAAUAUAUUGUUAGGUAUUUGGGAUUUCAUAUCAAUGUUCCUUGCCAUGGACUCUGAAAGAAUCAUACUUUGUCUUGGUGUAACGUAUGCUCUAAUCAUUGAGCAAACUUGCUGACAGUUAUAAGUUUAUUUUUCACUUCGACUCCAAUUCACUUGUCAAGAACUUUAUAUUUCAUGAUAUGUGUCAUAAGAUUCAGUAGGUAGAAACUAUCUUGUCUUGGUAUUUUUGGUGUGCAAUUUGGCAUACACACUUUUUGUCAGGUAUGAGUUAUUUUAAUAUUUUGAGCACUGAUUAUGUCAUUUAGAACCAAACCUCUAGUUUAGUUUUGUUAGACAUUUGUUUCACUGCCAAUAUAGUUUUGAGAUCCCCGCUUCUAAUCCAUGAUCAAAAGAAACCACUCCAUUUUCUAAUAGAUGAAUGUUUGAAAAAGCUAGUUAGCAUGAUUGUUACACAGUUAUUUGUAACUGAAAUAGCACUUGUUAAUUAUCUACUUAAAUAGUCUCUCCACAGAGAUGUCAACCAGGAAUGUACUUAAUAAUACCUUGCAUUAUGUUUAGCCUGACAUAGCACAAGUCCCAGGUCACAUGCCAUAAUUCUAGUAUGUAUUUGCAGACUGUUCAAUAGUUUUCUCUAGCUGCCAUAACUUGAUAAGGAUAUUAUUUUUUUUUACAAAUGAUUGCAUCAUGUAAUGAUAGUUCUAUGACUUGUUUCAUAGUACACGAGUCCCUUGUCUCUUACAUUUUGCAUAGUCACUCCUACAUGUUCAUGUAUUGUUUUUCGUGGCUGUGUCCUGGAGGGGUAGAUCGCUUUUAAAGACAAUAUCAGAUUUUUUUCCCCCAUGUUUAAGCUUUCCUACUUACAAUUUUUAAAUAAAUUGCUUGUGUGAACUUGUUUAUUGAUAACAACAGACCAGAUUGCAGUUAGUUAAUCCCUUCAAUGAACCUUAAUAUCCACAUAAUGUUAACAGGUAAAGUAAAUUUGUGCACUUUGAGAAGUAACUAAAAACGUAACUGAGGUGUCCUUUGAAAACUUUAAAUCCCAGGAAAAACUGAUACCUUCGCCUAAAUGCCAUUCAAUGCUUUACAAGUGAUCGGUAGAUUGUUCUGGUGAAUAAUCUGAAUUUGUACACAUUUUGGCUAUGGGCACCCAGAAAGAGCUAUAUUAUUCAAUUUGCAGGCAUCCAGUAUUGCUCUGUAAUAGCCACUGUUGGAAGUUUCAUGUAAGUGGAUUCAGGUUAUUGGCACAUGCUCAGAAUGUACCUACAGAUUGGUGUAUCCAUAGCAUAUGCAGAGUAUAUAUGACCAAAUAUUUGGUUGCAAGAGAAAGGACUCCAGUGGAUAUGAUCCUAUAGAGGGUUUUUAUUUUGUGGGUGUUAGUAGGGAAAAUAUUUUGAAGCAAGGAAUAGCUUUAAUAGUUUACUGCAACAAUUAAUUUCCAUCCAUGUGUUAUGUGUGCAAUGAUGUGUUGAAGUGUUUUAAUUUGUUUAUUCAGGGUGUAUUGGUUUUUGUGUUACUUUUGUUGUUUUAAGGUACAAUGUACAUUGCCAGAUGGUGAUUGAAUUGCAUCAUGGGAUGUCUCAAUGGUAGCUGACUCGUCUCUUUUGUUUUUUUCUUCAAAUAUUUUUGUGCUGAUUUGUAGACUCUGAAGCGGUUCCAUGACAUAUGCUCCGGCGACAAUUGCUCUGCUGUAAAUUCCACAUACUAAUGGAAUGACCAACUUCAACCCUUCAUUUAAAACUGUACCCUAUGCUAAUACUCCAGUCAUAUUUGUGUUACGAUGUCCGUACGACAAGACGAAAACGGCCGAUUUAAUAUUUUUUGUACCAGCUUCAAAAUUAAUAAGACGGCUGUCUUCUACUCGCCAUAUGGCUGUCGUAGAGCAAAUGUGAUUGAGGUAUAAACCUAACAUAGAACCCUAUUGCAACCCUAAUCCUAUACCUCAGACAAAAUAAAGCCCAGAGAAAUUGU